Messenger RNA from Leishmania mexicana MHOM/GT/2001/U1103, 5736 nucleotides. RefSeq lists its product as hypothetical. NCBI's taxonomy places the organism in Eukaryota, Euglenozoa, Kinetoplastea, Trypanosomatida, Trypanosomatidae. The transcript has a single exon. The record is from RefSeq and is a predicted model, not a curated record. The coding region runs from base 1 to 5736 and encodes 1911 amino acids.
AUGGAGGAGCUGGCCAAGUCGCUGCAGCAGGCGCAGGCCGCGGUUCUGGGUGUGCAGGAUGACCUCGCGCUUCUCCGUGCACAUGUGGAGGAGGAAGCAGAAGGGCGGGGCUACGACAGCGUUGUUAAGGCUGCUGCUGUUGGCCUCGAGACAAGCGUCGCCUUGAAUAACCCGUACUACAUGGAUCUGCAUACCUCUGUGCAUCGGAGGCAAGAGGCGGCCUCGCUGCUGCUCCAGCGCUGCGCACACAUCUUUUACGAAGAGUUUGGUGCUCUUGAGGAGAAGGCGGCGCGCCUGGAGAAUGUCCGGGUAAAGGAGAAGGAGCUGCAGUCGGCCAAGAAGAGCAUGCAGCGGUACUUCGAUGCGCACUCGAAGGAGUUGGCAGAGGAACGCGACCGCCACGAUGGCGAGCUUCGACUCGAGUGGGAGCGCCGGCAUCACCUCGAAGACGGCCUUCUGCGUCUCCAGCUAGAACUGCGCCAGCAGCGCCUAGCGCACAACGUGUUGCUCAUAUGGAUGAAGAAGGCAAUGAUGCGCAACCUCGCUCGCGAGUACACGCGGCGGCGGGAAGCAACCCGAGAGACGUACCAAUGCGCCACCUGUGACGCACUCGUCCAUCAGCAGCGAGUGACGGCAGCGCAUCGGGCGCUGUGCACGUGGCGGUCUCGAAUGCAGCAGCGCCGCUGCCAGCGUCUCAAGACCGCAGCGGCAGAGGCGGAGCAGCGAGCGCAGUUUUUCCGUGACGAGCUCGCCGCCACCCAGCAGACUCUGCAUGAGCGUCUCAACAGGGACGUCAGCGAGCGCGACCGCAUUGCCACCGCGGUAGCAACUCAGGAGAAGGAAUGCGCCCAGCACGAGGACGAGGUGCAUCGCCUUCGCACAGCUCUGCGGGACAUGACAGUGGAGUUUAGCGAGCGCACCCGUACGUACGUCCGUCAGCAGGAGGCCAUUGAGCAGCUCUUUGCGCGCAAGGAGGCGACGCUUCGCGACACCGUCUGCAGCUUGCAGGCAGCGCUGACCACAGAGCGGCAGGCGCAUGUUGCGUUGGCGGAGUCAUCUGAGCACUUUGUCGACCACGUGAACGCCUGCUGGAAGGCGCAGCUGCAGGAGCUGACCGAGGCGGUGCGGCGCAAGGAGGAGUACGCAUACCACACCGUCCUAGGACUAACCGGCCGUCUGCAGCACCGCCAUGGCAGUCUACGGCAGGAGGCAGCUAAGCUGGCACGUGACGUCGAUACACUUGCCCCGCUGAGUGAGCGCUGCGUGCGGUUGGAGAAUGCACUCGCCGAGUCCGAGCAGCUGCUGAAGCGAAGCAAGGCAUCUAGCCAGUCAUGGGAGCGACGCUACAAAACUGCUCAUGUGGUGGGGGCACUCCUGACGGAUCGCGUCGCUUCCGCGGGCAGUGCGGCGCUGCGGGCUCGGUCCUUCAUCCGGUGGUUGGGUCAUAGCCACACCAUUUCUAGCGAGAGGUCGCAGCGUAGUAUCUGCAGUCUCUCUGACAAAAUGGAGGCCCAACGUCGUCAACUGCUCGUCCAGCAGCAAGAGCAGUCCUCGCGUCACCAGGCAGAGGUGGCGCAGCUCCGUGACGAGCUGGAGCAGCUGCGUCGCGCCAACAUGCGACUGCAGUCGCAGCUGGAGGCCGCCGCACGCACGCAACGCGAGCGAGAUGGCGCCUACUACGACAGUGAGGUGCGGAACGGCGAGCUGUCAGCGGCUAUGCUGCGGGAGAAGAUGGAGCGGCGCGGCGUGGAGGAGAAAUGGUGGAGCAGCCGUGCCUCUGGCCUGCUGUUGCAGGAGGCGCAGCAGCGGCUGUAUAUUGAGGCGCAAGAGGGGCAGUGGUGGGGAACGCUGCUCAUGCGUGAGGGCAAAGUAUUGAAAGUUUGGACUGCUUCUCUGCACUGCGAUGCCGCGCAGCUCACAGCCGUGUGCGAGGGCUGGCAGCAGCAUUGCCACCAGAUCGAAGCAGCGCAUACUUCUGUGCAGAAAACCGCGGCAGCGCGGACGGCGUGUGCCCUGGAGCGAGGGGUGUUGCACGCGCAGACACUGGUUGUGUGGACCUCGUGGCGAGAGUGGGCACAGCAGAGGCGCGGCGUGGCUGCUUUAGAGGCGCGAUUGUCGGAGUCCAGAAGGGAGAUGAUAGAGCGGCACGGCAAGGAGUUGGCACGGUCGCACACCAGCCACGACAUGGCGUUGCAGCGCCUACAGCGCGAGCACACUCUGGAGAAGACACAGCUGCAGUCCAUCCACCAGGAACGAUGUGCGGCCCUGCGGCGUGCGCAGGCGGAGGAGCUGGCACAGCUCUCCGAGCGACAUGCGCAGCAGCUCAAAAUCGCGCAGACAGCCUACGCCGCGGAUGUCGCGCAGCGGGACGAAGAGGCAGGCGCGAUGCAAGAGCAGCUGGACCACGUGGGCUGCCUUGUGGUAGAGUACUGCGCUCAGGCAACCUACAGUCGAUGGCGUGCAUGGGCCGCAGAGCGGCAAGCGCAGCGCACGGUCCGGCAGCGCCGUGGAAUGAUCGCGCAACUAUGGGAAUGGCACACUGUCCGGACAACGAUGAUCGACGCCUGCGGAGCUGCCAAGGCUUCUCUAUUGGCAUCCUCAACUAUCGAGAUCGCGCAGGAGCGUGCGGUGGAAGCUCGGUGGCAGGUGCAGCACAUGGCUCAGGAGACGGAGCUGUGCCACUCCCAGCAGCACAAGCUGCAGGCAGCGAAGGAGGUGGCGGAGGAGGAGGCGGCCUACUUGCGAGGCGAGCUGCAGCACGUGCGCACGCUGUAUGACGCGGAGGCGCACUACACGGAGCGGCUGCUGUGUACCGCCACAGAGGAGCGACGUGCCUACCGCAGCACUCUCAUGUUUACUGUUCGAAUGGCCGAGUGGCGAGAGUUGGCGCACUGCAGCUUUGCGGAGCAUCAGGUAGCUGCGAUGGAGGCCUUCGCGGAUGCGGCUGGGAAGGCUAUGACAGAGGUGUCUGUAGCUCGCAGCGCCGAGCUUGCGGGCUACGUGGCGCAGGUCGAGGAGGAGGUGGUGGUGGUGCCCAACGCACGCGCCAGCGGGGCAAUCGCGUCGCCGUCAGGAGAGAGCGGUGCGGAAAAGGCGCGCACCUCCGAUGGCGACAGCACACUUGACAUGAGCGGGCAGGGACCUGGCGAGCGUGAGGUGGACGAGCACAGCGCGGAUGUGUCCACCGGCGAUGGUGGCGGUCAGCGCCGCUCCACCUGCGCAAUGGCCGUGACGCCGCCACUUGUGCAGGUCGUUCCUGAAGACCUGGUCUCGCGCCUUCGGUCGAUAGAGAGUUACGUGAUGGCCACGGGUGACUCAUGUGAGGCGGAGUACGAAGUCGAUACCGCCUCUUCAGAGCAGUGCGGUCCCCUACUUACUGAGCCUUUUCUUGAAGCGCGGGCGCCGUCGUCUCCUCAUCUGGCAGCCGCCUCCAGCCACGAGGUGGAGCAAGCUGGUGUGCCCUUGGCGGUGCGUCACCUCCUUGAACUUGUGCGCCUGGCGGCGCUGCGUGGGGCUGCAGCGCACAAGCACGAUCGCGCGGCCGAGCUCGCCGUCAUCCAGGAGAAGCGGGCUCGCUCGGAGGAGGCGUUGGCAAGUCUUCGAGAGAGCAUGGGGGGUCUACUGGCGGAGCAGCGUUCUCUUGCAGAGGAGAUGCACGCAGACGCUCAGCAACGACGACAACAGUAUUCCACUUCCCGAGAGGUCGGCUCGGCGCAGGCGUCCCUAGCGUCGACGGAGUCGUGGCACGAACGGCUGAGCGCGCUUGCUGACCGGUAUACGCGAGUGCUUGAAACCUUCUGCACCGACGUCACGGGCCACCAGGAGACGUUUUAUAGCGUGAAGGGCAUGUUGGUUGAGGCCGACGAGUUCUCGGAGAGAUUGCUGCAGCGCUUCGCGGAGAAUGCGCGUGCAAUGGCGCAGCUGCGGGCGCAAGUUCCCGCUCAGGUAUCUGGAAUCGCAUCCGCCCAUGGGAGUGGUGACGGCCCCGAUGUCACCUUACCUGCAGACAUGGCGGCUACGGUGGGGACGGUACCACCCUCCUCGCCGGAGCCGAAGGCGCCAUCGCUGCCCGUGACACCCCCCUCGUCACCUGGGCUUCCCGACAACCCCAUUCACGCUGCUUGCUCGCAGCGCAGCUCCUUCGGCGCCACCACCAGCGCUGUGGGCUCCACCUCGCCCGCCGCCUCUACACCAGAGAGGCGCGGGCUGCGGGACCGCGUGCGAUUCCUCGAGAGGCUUCUUGUUGAAACCAAAGUGCAGCUGGCGGAGGCAAAGUCGCUGGUUGGAGUGGCCCAUCGUGCCGCCUCUCUCGCCAAGGCAUCCGCUGAGGCGGAGGUGUGGGCAGCUCAGGAUGCCGAGGACUUUAGCCAGUUGGCGGUGUCGAAGGAACAGCUCCUUGUUCUCUACGCCGCCUCGGAGUCGACCACCCGCACGCUCAUGACGGCGAUGCGCGAGUACGACACGCAGCGGCGCGGCACGCAGGUGGAGAUGUCGCAGCAACUGCGAACAGCAUGCGCUGCGGUGGAGGAUGCGCUGCAGGCGCGCCACCGCAUCGACGUAGAGCGCUACGAGGCGAAGGUGCGCGCCUUGUCCGACUCUCUCGCCGCGGCUGCGAGGGAGCAGUCCAGAGCCGAGACCCGCUACGGGGAGUUGGAGCAGCAGCUGAAGUCAGAGGCGGCGAACUGGGCCGAAAAGUACUCGCGUGACACACAGCUCAUACGGCAGAGCUGCAUGUCCGAAAUUGACGAGCUGACGGGCCACCAGCGGCUGCUAGAGGACGAGCUCCAGCAAUGCCGCCGCGCCACCCAGUCAUCUGUCCAGCAGGCUGUGGAACGUCAAACGGAACUGCUGAGGCUCGAGUACACGGAGAAGCUGCGCCGCUUCGAGCGGAACGUGGCACGGAUGGCCACUGAAAAGGCAUUGCUGGAGGGCCGUCUGCGGUCCGUGGAGGAGGACUGCGUGCGGCAAGUGCAGCUGGAGCGGGCAGCGGUGGCGCGCCUUCAGCAUCGACUGACAGGUGACGCGGGUGCUGUGGCAGAGGUGGCCUGUGUGGCGACUUUGGCGAGUUGGGAGAUGCAUCUCGUCGGCGCCGCAGAACUGUAUGCGCGCUGCGCGGCGGACAAGGCGGCGUGGCUAGCCGCGUGUGUUGCUGGCCUGAUGGAGCGGGAGCGGGAGCAGUGGGAAACGGAGGUGAUACAGCUGCGGGAGCGUGUGGCGUUUCUCCUAGAAGCCUCAGGUACUGACCCCGCAGCGCCUGCGUGCGACGACUCCUUUCAAGGGUCGACAAACGUGCAGGAAAGCGGCAGGAUCACCAGCCCCCAGGAUAAGGCGGACAACUCGUCGCAGGCACUCACGGUCUCACCAUCUCCCCGCCGCAGCAACCAGGGUGUCUCGUCGGGAGAGGGUGGUGCCAGCAUCGCUGCGUGUGGCGCCACCGCAGAGAGCACCCCUCGACGCGCAGUCUCCAGCCCCUCGGCAGCGAAGACGUCCCGCGGAACCCAAGGUACUGUGUCAGUAGUCUCACAUGACACAACCCCCACACGGUGCCGGAGUCUCUCGGUCGAGUCGCUGGAGCUAUCACAGUCCUUCCUCCGCUACUCACAGAUGUUGAGCGACCAGCGGUCACGGAAUGUCACGCGGUUGGAGCGGGCAACCGCGCUGGCCGCCGAAGUUGACGAUCUCCUCUUGCGUGGUGCCCAGCUCGGCCAUUCAGCGGCCUCGCAGAGCGCUCGCUAG